CUCCCUUCAACUCCCUUCAACUCCCCCCCCCCCGCGUCUGCCAUCAUUUGCAUCGCCUGCAUCAUCUGACAACAAGUCCACUUCCUACUUUUUCUCGUCCCCCGUGUCACCGCCUGCAUCCACGGUAAGUGGCCUUCCCCUCCCGCGGCCCACGUCACGGCCAGACUUGCUGAGUGCCUGACAAGCACAUGCCCGCAUGGUCCUCGUCUCCUUCCUUGUCUCCAUCCCGCCUCCUUCAAAACCUUCCUCCUGAAAAUCCCCAUCUGUCCUGAACUCUCCUCCUGAACCUUCCUGUGAAACCUCUGAAUCAUUUCAAAUCCUUUAAAUACCCUGUCACGGCACUCCCCACAUCGCCAUUGUUCGGCUAUUAACCCCCUCCUCUCAGUCUCAGUGGUGUGAAUCCUGCUUCUUCGUCGACAUGGCCUCCACCACUUCGGCCGCCAAAGAGGCCCAGCCUGCUGUCAAAGACGCCCCCGCCCCCGUCGACUUCCUCCACCACCCCUACACGCGCACCGCCCUGCCCUUCGUCAAUGGUGGUCUCGCUGGGAUGACUGCCACGGCCGUCAUCCAGCCCAUCGACAUGAUCAAGGUCCGCCUGCAGCUCGCCGGAGAGGGCAUCCGCACCGGUCCCCGCCCGUCCGCCAUCGGUGUGGCCCGUGACAUCGUCGCCUCCGGCAAGGUACUCGACCUGUACACUGGACUGUCCGCGGGACUGCUCCGUCAAGCUGUCUACACCACCGCGCGUCUGGGCUUCUUCGAUACCUUCAGCAAGACGCUCCAGAAGCGCGCCGAGGCCGCCAACCGCAGUGUCACCUUCGCCGAACGCGCCGGAGCCGGUCUCACGGCGGGAGGCGUCGCCGCCAUGAUUGGCAACCCGGCUGAUCUGGCAUUGGUGCGCAUGCAGUCCGACGGACUGAAGCCCCCUGAGGCGCGGGCCCACUAUCGAUCGGUUCUGGACGCGCUGUUCCGCAUCUCGCGCACCGAGGGUGUCGCGGCCUUGUGGGCGGGCGCAUUCCCCACCGUCAUCCGCGCCAUGGCGCUCAAUGUCGGCCAGUUGACUUUCUUCGCCGAGUCCAAGGCCCAGCUCAAGAUGCACACCAGCCUGUCCGCCCAGAACCAGACCUUCGCCGCGUCCGCGAUCGCCGGCUUCUUCGCCAGUUUCCUCUCGCUGCCGUUCGACUUCGUCAAGACCCGUCUGCAGAAGCAGCAGAAGGACCCUCAGACCGGUCGCCUGCCGUACAAGGGCGUGCUGGAUUGCGCGCGCAAGGUCGUCCAGGAGGAGGGCUGGUUGCGCUUCUACCGCGGCUUCGGCACUUACUACGUGCGGAUCGCACCCCAUGCGAUGGUGACGCUUAUCGUGGCCGACUAUCUGAACUUGAUCACCAAGUAAACAGAUUCUUGAUUCUCCGAUGAUGAUCGGUAGAAGACAGACAAGAUGAUGAAUAUUCAGAUGAAGGGCCAGAUGACAUAAUGGUACCAGAAUGAUUGAUGUCUACGCCAUGCUCGGAAUCCGCGUUGCAGCGGAGCGGUCGUCUCGCGACUUCCGGCUAUCAGUAGCAUGCUGUGAGAUAUGCCUGUCGCUGCUGUCCGGAACAGUCGCGACGAAGUGGGAGCUGGGAAUACCCGUUUGAUUUUAUUUUUCACUGGGCGGUGCACUGGGUGGAGUUUCUUUCUUUGUUGUUUGUUUCUGGUUCUGUCGGGGCUGGUCGCGACUCGCGAGGGAGGAGUUCGAGUUCUCAUAGGCCGGUCCUUAGUUUAACGACAUUCACUUAUACCAGU
Aspergillus heteromorphus CBS 117.55 is the source of this 1779-nucleotide messenger RNA. RefSeq names its product putative mitochondrial dicarboxylate carrier protein. Gene Ontology annotation, biological process: transmembrane transport. The transcript has 2 exons. Gene Ontology annotation, molecular function: oxoglutarate:malate antiporter activity. The coding region runs from base 419 to 1390 and encodes 323 amino acids. The record is from RefSeq and is a predicted model, not a curated record. Lineage: Eukaryota; Fungi; Ascomycota; Eurotiomycetes; Eurotiales; Aspergillaceae.